Molecule: messenger RNA, 1071 nt
Organism: Haemonchus placei
Lineage: Eukaryota; Metazoa; Nematoda; Chromadorea; Rhabditida; Trichostrongylidae
Source: the annotation of a GenBank genome assembly
AUGGGUCAGAAGGUUACCAAAGCCGAUUUCACCUGGUCAUACGACGAGGAGCCACACGCCAGUAGGCGCAAAGAAAUGCUGGAAAAAUAUCCUCAAAUCAAGGAUUUGUUUGGGCUAGAUCCAGCUUUCAAAGUAGUGGUAUUAUGCAUGGUACUGACACAAAUCGGCUUCGCUUGGCUGCUGAGAGAUGCCGACUGGAUGUUGAUCGCUUUGCAAAUCUAUUUUGUCUCUGGGACAUUCAACCAUGCACUCACAUUAGCUGUGCAUGAGAUCAGUCACAAUCAGGCAUUUGGUACUUCUCGACCACUCGCUAAUCGAUUCUUCGGGUUUAUUGCCAAUCUUCCCAUGUGUAUUCCCAUGUCCGUUUCAUUCAAAAAGUACCACAUAGAGCAUCACAGAAACUUGGGUGAAGACAUCAUCGAUACUGAUGUGCCUACAGAAUGGGAAGCUAGGACGUUUUGUACAACUUUCGGGAAAGUGAUAUGGAUGUUACUUCAGCCAAUAUUUUAUGGUAUUCGCCCUCUGGUAAUUUAUCCAAAAUCGAUGACGGAUUUGGAAUUGCUCAAUAUUGUACUGCAACUAACCUUCGAUUAUUUUAUCUAUUCCUAUUUCGGUGUUAAGUCGCUUUUGUACCUAUUUGGCGGCCUCGUCAUCGGACUAGGCUUACAUCCAUUGGCUGGCCAUUUCGUCUCCGAACACUAUGUUUUCAAUCCACCGCAGGAAACUUACAGUUAUUAUGGGCCUAUCAAUCUCGUGACGUUCAAUGUUGGCUAUCAUGUAGAACAUCAUGAUUUCCCGUUCGUCUCGGGAGCGAACUUGCCUAAAAUUCGGCACAUAGCUCCGGAAUACUACAAUAAUUUGAAAUGGCAUGACAGCUGGUUACUAAUGAUGUAUGAUUUUGCCACCAAUCCUUCCAUGUCGUUGCGUUCCCGUAUUAAGCGCAAGUUCGCCAAAAAAGACGAGUUCAAUUUUUACGGUGUCGGGCCAUAUGAGACUAGUAAUGUGUAUAAAGCAGUUGCAAAGGUGAGGUUUUUGUUCUGUCCGUCUUUUAAUUCCCUGUUCAUAUUGUAG